This is a messenger RNA of Chrysoperla carnea, 1154 nucleotides long. RefSeq lists its product as uncharacterized. The record is from RefSeq and is a predicted model, not a curated record. Bases 121 to 846 code for a protein of 241 amino acids. NCBI's taxonomy places the organism in Eukaryota, Metazoa, Arthropoda, Insecta, Neuroptera, Chrysopidae. Gene Ontology annotation, molecular function: RNA binding. The transcript is spliced from 5 exons.
CGACUGUGCUAAUGAGAAAUGUGCUUUAUUUUAUAAUUUUCAAAACACACGUGCUAUCGAAAUGAAAGUGACGUCUUAAAAUAACCUUAGUAUAUUCGUUUAAUACUUUUAAAACAAAACAUGCCUGAAUUUAAGGAACAAAAAGAUACAUUAUUUCUAAAAUUACCAACAACCAUCGAAGAAGAAUUAACUAUUAAAAAUCUUCAUCCAGAUAUUGAAGAUGUUCGCAUUCCACGCCAGAAACGAGCACGCUUUUGUACAAUCAAAUUUACAGACUUGGAAAAAUGUGAGAAAGUUAAAAAUGAUUUGAGUGAGAAAAAAGUUGAUGGAAAACGAAUAAUUGUUGCGUACGGGAGAAAGAAAAUUAUUAAAGAUGAAAAACAAUGUAUCAAAUUAAUUGUAAUGAAAUUGCCGGAUGACAUUCAUAAAAAGGAAGUUCAAAAAGCAAUACCAAAAGCAACAAAAGUAAAAAUCAGAAGAGCAAAUAAAAAGCGUAAAUUUACGUGGGCACUUUUAAUAUUUGAAUCAAAAUCGGAUGCAGAACAAAUUGUAUCGAACGGAACAUUAAAUAUUAAGGAUGUCGAUGUUGAGGUCAAGUAUUAUAAGAAACGGAAACUAGAAGAUGUGAAAGAAAAAAAUAAGUCGAAAAAAGAACUUAAGAAAAAAAGUAAAUCCAAGGAACAAACCAUAAACAGAUACUAUCAAGUAACACCACAAAAUUUAAAAGAAGACAAUGAUGAUUCAGACAAUUCGGCAGAUAGUGUUAUGACUGAUGUAUCAGAUAAUUCAGAUUUGGAAUCAUUCGAUUUAGAAUAUACUGGAAAUUUUAAUUCCGAUUCAGAUUAAUACAAUUGUUUUAUUUGAAUUGUGCUGUUUAAAUUUGUAUCAUAAAUUGUAAGACCAGGCCUUGAUCUAGCUAUUUAGCCGCUCCGGACAAAAAUAAUAUUUGCCGCCCUUUACACUCAUACUAUAUACAGGAUAAAUAAAUUUAAUUGAGGAAAAUGCUUCAAACAAAAAUAUUAGUUUCAAAGACACACAUCUUAUAUCGGCAUCGAAUUAGAUCUUAGUUUUCAGGUUCAUUUAAAAUCCCACUCUGAUUCAUAACAGACAAACAUUAAAUGAACGCUUUAUAUUAGAAAGUUGUUCUUUAUAAA